GGUCCCUCCUUUGGCGUGGACCUUGAAGUCGAGUUGCGACAGUCCACCUACAUCUCCAAUUCGUCCUAUACCUAUCACCAUACUCUGUCAAAAUGGUCGUCCUCGCAGCUUCGAUUUGCACCCGAGGCGGGAAAGCUGUCCUCUCCCGCCAGUUCAGGGAGAUGCCACGAUCCCGCAUCGAAGCCCUCCUCGCGUCCUUCCCGAAGCUCGCCGACAGCGGUACCCAACACACGACCGUCGAACAAGAUAAUGUGCGCUUCGUCUAUCAGCCCCUGGACGAGCUUUACAUGGUACUCAUUACCAACCGCCGAUCCAACAUCCUCCAAGACAUCGAUUCCUUGCACCUGUUCGCUCAGGUUGUGACCAGCACAUGCAAGAGCCUCGACGAGAGAGAGAUUCUGAAGAAUGCAUACGAACUUCUCAGCGCCUUCGAUGAGCUGGUAACGCUUGGAUACCGCGAGAACUUGACCAUCAGCCAGAUCAAGACCUUCCUCGAGAUGGAGAGUCACGAGGAGCGGAUCCAGGAGAUCAUCGCACGAAACAAGGAGCUGGAGGCGACAGAGGAGCGGAAGCGGAAGGCCAAGCAGCUGGAGAUGCAGCGGAAAGAGUCGGCUCGAGCUGGCCGUGUCGGUGGUGGAAUGCCCAGAACACCCAACUACCCGACUUACACCCCCCCUACGCGCCCGACCCCGACGGAUACGUACGACUCGUACGAAGCUGAGAAGAACAAGACCUUCAACAAGCUGAGUGCCCCGAAGGGCAAGGGUAUGCAACUCGGCAAGAAGUCGAAGACCACCGACAUGUUCGAGCGCGUUCGAGGCGAAAUGGGGGCAGAAGUUGAUGAUACUCCGCUUAUUACGCCAACCCCUGCUCACGUUCCCGAGCCUGCAGCAGAGUCUCGUGUUUCCUCUACUCUUGACCGGGACGCCAUUCACAUCGUGGUCAACGAAGCUAUUAGUGCUAAGCUGUCGAGAGAGGGCGCCUUGAACUCUCUUGCGAUAAGCGGUGACCUGAACCUUCGUAUCUCGGACCCGAGCUUGACCAAGGUCAAGCUGAACCUGACUGCCAAUGCCUCCCACGGUGCUCAGUUCCGCACGCACCCCAAUGUCGACAAGAACCUCUUCAACAGCUCCAAGACCAUCCAGAUGAGCAAUACCGCGCGUGGCUUCCCUACCAACCAGUCCGUCGGCGUCCUGCGUUGGAGAGCAACGGCCAAGGCAGACGAUACCAGCGCUUGCCCCAUUACAUUCACUGUUUGGAUCAACAAGGAUGCAGACAAGUACAACAUGACCGUCGAGUACGAGCUGACGGGCGGCGACACGUUGAAGGACGUUAGCGUGAUCAUCCCUUACCAGGCCAGUGAACCUGUGGUAUCGAGCUUCGAUGCCUCGUAUGAGGUUUCUGGCGACUCGCUGGAGUGGAACAUUGGCACGGUUUCGGACGAGAACCCUAGCGGUUCUUUCGAGUUCGAGGCCGAGACCAAUGACGAGAACGACUUCUUCCCAAUGACAGUCAGGUUCUCAAAGACCUCGCCCUUCAUCGAUGUUGAUGUUACCACUGUCUCUUUGAUUGAAGAGGACGAGGAGGUUACCUUCUCGAAGGAGAUUAAGUCUCACGCAGACAACUUCUUAAUCGAAUAG
Messenger RNA from Colletotrichum acutatum, 1640 nucleotides. RefSeq names its product adaptor complexes medium subunit family protein. The transcript is spliced from 5 exons. Gene Ontology annotation, cellular component: COPI vesicle coat. Gene Ontology annotation, biological process: Golgi localization; retrograde vesicle-mediated transport, Golgi to endoplasmic reticulum; endoplasmic reticulum to Golgi vesicle-mediated transport. NCBI's taxonomy places the organism in Eukaryota, Fungi, Ascomycota, Sordariomycetes, Glomerellales, Glomerellaceae. The record is from RefSeq and is a predicted model, not a curated record. Bases 93 to 1640 code for a protein of 515 amino acids.